UUUUGAAGUUUCGGGGGCCGAUGUAGCACUUACCUUACUGGGUGUGCUGAAGUGUGUUACUGAAGUGUUGAAUCAGAUACAGCCGCCUAUUCAGGGUGAGAGGACUGUGGAUCAGCCAUGUACAUAGCUGUGGAGGGAUGUGGCCAUGGUACUACUGUGGCCAGCUGACGGCGCCCGUGCUCACGCUCGUGGUCGGUGGAAACCACGAGGCCUCCAACUACAUGCAGUCACUGGCGUACGGCGGCUGGCUGGCGCCCAACAUCUACUUCGUCGGCUACGCGUCCGUGCUGCGCUUCGGCAGCCUGCGGAUUGGAGCGCUGUCCGGCAUCUACAACGGCCACGACUACCUCAAGGGCCACCACGAGCGGCCUCCGUACGACCGCAGCACCAUGCGCUCCGCCUACCACGUGCGCAACGUCGACACCUUCAGGCUGAAGCAGUUGACUCCGGAUAUGGACAUUUUUAUAUCACACGACUGGCCUCGCGGUGUUUAUCACCAUGGUAACGUGGAGCAACUGCUGAGCAAAAAGCCCUUCUUCCGCGACGAGGUCGAGUCCAACAAGCUCGGCUCGCGGCCGGCUGAGGAGCUGUUGAAGCGGCUGCAGCCACGCUUCUGGUUCGCCGCCCACCUGCACGUGAAGUUCUCGGCGCUGGUGCAGCACGAACCGGUGGCUGGCGAUGGCUCGGCCGCGAACGCGGCCGACACCUCCCGGGCAGGCGACGUGGAUGCUGAGAAGGCAGCCACGAGCGGCACGGCCGCCGCAGCGCGCACCACCCGGUUUCUGGCCCUGGACAAGUGUCUGCCGCGCAGGAGAUACAUGCAGAUCCUGGAGUUGGGCGACGGACCGACCGAGCUCAGCUACGACCUCGAGUGGCUGACUGUCCUGCGGACGACCGAUCACCUGACCAGCGUGUCGGCCGCCCCCCAGUACAUGCCCGGACCCGGCUGUAACCAGAGGUUCGACUUUCAUCCGAGCGCGGAGGAGCUGGCGGCCACGACGGCCGCCUGGGGUGCCGAUCUGCUCGUGCCGCGCGACUUCGCCGUCACGGCGCCGCCGUACGACGGCCACUCGGACAUCCGGUGCGGCCGGCAGCCGGCGGCCGCCACCGACCCGCAGACGAGCCGCUUCUGCGCCCGGCUCGGAGUACGGGCGGACAUCACGCUCGACUGCGACCGCACGCUAGACCCGGACGGCGGCGGCGACCCGGCCGAGAUCGCGCUGGACGAGGAUGAGGACGAGGAUGAGGACGAAGACGCCAUGUUCGUGAUCGACCGGCGCGGCACGGGUGUCACGCCGGUGACGCUGGCCGUUACCCCUGCCUCGCCAGAUGUCACGCCGGUGACGCUGGCCACGCCCGCUAAGAAGUUCAAACGCCGCAACCAGGCCAUCUACGGGGCGGAGGCGGACGGUUGA
Messenger RNA from Pollicipes pollicipes, 1415 nucleotides. It is a transcript of the gene ldbr, whose product is annotated as lariat debranching enzyme. Gene Ontology annotation, cellular component: nucleus. Gene Ontology annotation, molecular function: RNA lariat debranching enzyme activity. The transcript has 11 exons. NCBI's taxonomy places the organism in Eukaryota, Metazoa, Arthropoda, Thecostraca, Pollicipedomorpha, Pollicipedidae. The coding region runs from base 138 to 1415 and encodes 425 amino acids. The record is from RefSeq and is a predicted model, not a curated record. Gene Ontology annotation, biological process: mRNA splicing, via spliceosome.